UACACCAUUUAUUUGAUCGUCAGCAUUUCAAAGAGUGCUUUUGUGGAUCAUAGCGGGCAGAUGAGGGCCGCCACGUUUGCGGUGUGGGGGGGAACUUUGGCCGUCGUUCUUCAGGCUUGGGCCGUAGUUUCUGCUGAAGAGCAAUCAUGCGUGCCUGGCUUUCAGUCAGACAUGAAGUUUUUCACUGUGACCAGAAAGCACUUAGGAAGGGGCACCGUGUUGGGCAAAGUGGACUUCUCAGACUGCUCAGGUCGCACAAGAUUUCCUUUUACAAGUGAAGACUUGCGUUUCUCCGUCCAAACUGAUGGUGUCAUGAAGGUCAACAGGCCGGUGUCUCUUCAUAAAGGUCAAAUUGACUUUUUGAUGCACACCUGGGACUCUCAAGGGCGCAAGAUGACCAUUCCUGUCAGGCUAUUAUAUCAUUCAGAGAGAACUGAUGAUGCUGAAGUGCCAGUCUUGCAAUUCCCCCAGUCUAAUGGAGGAUUACGGAGGAGAAAGAGAGAGUGGGUGAUUCCACACAUUCACGUUGUAGAGAAUGACCGAGGUCCCUAUCCCUUCAAAGUAUCUCAAAUUCGGUCCACUGAAGACAAAAAUAAGUGGAUCUUUUAUAACAUCACUGGUCCAGGAGCUGAUCAGCCUCCUGUUGGUCUUUUCACCAUGGACAGAAACACCGGGAAUCUUUACCUCACACAACCGCUGGACAGGGAAAAGCAGGCCAGGUACUUGUUUAAACUCUUCGCCAUGGCAGAUGGUUCUGGAGACGCUGAGGAGCCCACGGAAAUUAUUGUCGAAGUCAUUGAUCAAAAUGACAACAACCCUGUUUUUGAAAAUGAUACCUUCUUUGGAGAAGUGGCUGAGGCAUCACCAAGAGGUUUUGAGGUCAUCAAGGUGACCGCCACGGAUGCGGAUCAGGAAGACAAUGACAAUUCUGAUAUCCGUUACCGUAUUGUGAGUCAAGAUCCCGAGUUUCCUGCGGCAAAUCUUUUUGCCAUUAAUCCAAUGACUGGCGGCAUCCGAAUCAAUGCCGGCGGCUUAGACAGAGAGAAAUAUCCCAGGUACACUUUAGAAGUGGAGGCAGCUGACAUGGAGGGUAAGGGGCUGACUGGAAAGGCCAAAGUUAUUCUCACUGUGACUGAUAGCAACGACAAUGCGCCAAAAUUCACCCAGAACUCGUACGAUGCAUCCGUGGAAGAAAAUAGAGUGGACGUUAUAGUCUUAAAGAUGACCGUAACCGAUGGUGAUGAACCACAUUCUCCAUCCUGGAAUGCAAAGUUCAAGAUUAUUAGUGGUGACCCCAAAAAACUGUUCUCUGUGGAAACCGGAAGCAACAAGAACGAGGGAAUCAUUACGACUGUCAAGGGUCUGGACUUUGAGCAGAACAGCAAACAUGCCUUGUUGGUUGUAGUGGAGAAUGAAGCUCCCUUUGCUAUUCCCCUGCCCACCUCCACGGCCACUGUGAUUGUAAACGUGCUUGACGUUAACGAAUCCCCGGUCUUUGAUCCGGUGGAGAAAUCGGUGUCGGAACUCGUAGACCUUCCCGUCGACGCCGACGUGGUGCAGUACACCGCUUCGGAUCUAGACAUUCCACGCAAGUAGACGG
Molecule: messenger RNA, 1600 nt
Organism: Syngnathus acus (greater pipefish)
Lineage: Eukaryota; Metazoa; Chordata; Actinopteri; Syngnathiformes; Syngnathidae
Product: cadherin-4-like
Exons: 11
Coding region: 61-1596 (511 amino acids)
Biological process (GO): calcium-dependent cell-cell adhesion; adherens junction organization; cell-cell junction assembly
Cellular component (GO): cytoplasm; plasma membrane; catenin complex
Molecular function (GO): cadherin binding; calcium ion binding
Source: RefSeq, a predicted model, not a curated record